This is a messenger RNA of Candida tropicalis MYA-3404, 465 nucleotides long. RefSeq lists its product as uncharacterized. The coding region runs from base 1 to 465 and encodes 154 amino acids. The record is from RefSeq and is a predicted model, not a curated record. The transcript has a single exon. NCBI's taxonomy places the organism in Eukaryota, Fungi, Ascomycota, Pichiomycetes, Serinales, Debaryomycetaceae.
AUGAGUAAAAGAUCAGAUUUAAUAAAUUUAGGAGAUCCUUUACCGUUGAGUUAUAAGCCUGUAAGGCAAAGACCAAUUCCUAACCAAAAUCAAGAUCAUCAACAACAACAAGAACAUCGACAAGUUUCGAAUCCAAUUCCGAUCCAUAAUACUAAUAUGAAUACACUGGUAUCUUAUAAUACUAGUCUACGACUGUUCACAUCGGGAAACAGACCAUAUAUACGAUCGAAUCUUACCACUAAAGAAAGAGUAAGAAAUAAGUUACGACAAUUGAUACAUGAAGUAAAUGAAAUUGAACAAAUCAAUGAGAUCCAAUUACUUGAAUUAGAGGAAAGGUUAAAUGGAUUAUUUGAACUUUUACACCAGGACAAUGGAAAACAAUUGGAAAUACUCGAACAAGAAGUAAACGAUGAAGAUGAAAUGAUAACUGAAUUUGAAAACGCAAGGUCAAGUCUACAAAAUUGA